Tinamus guttatus (white-throated tinamou) is the source of this 559-nucleotide messenger RNA. NCBI's taxonomy places the organism in Eukaryota, Metazoa, Chordata, Aves, Tinamiformes, Tinamidae. The record is from RefSeq and is a predicted model, not a curated record.
UCAGUCUCAGCAACGCACAAAAAAGGAUGGUGAAAGCUGGAAAGAACUACUUAAAAGAGCUCAGAACAUGACAACCUCAACAGUUUGGGGGGAGUCCUUCAAGGAACCAACUUCAUUUAUUACAGCAGCUUCCAGUGAUAAGAAGAUAAUGGAUCCCUCUCAGCACGAGCGCCACAAAGCCCGCAGUCAAUUACCAGCCUCCUGCCUGCAGCCGAUGGACGAGGGCUCCUGCCAGCGAUACAUGCUGCUCUGGUAUUACCACCCGGAGGCAGAUGCCUGCCGGCCCUUCGUGUUUGGGGGAUGCCGAGGGAACAGCAACCGUUUUGAAACCAAAUGGAAGUGCGAGCAGCAGUGUAAAAUGGCAGCAGGAUUCAGAUCGAGGAGCUGCCAGAAACACCGCGAGGACAUCUCAGAGAUUGGGCAAACCAGAGAACACAAAGAGGUGACAGAUGUUGGUUCUGUGCGUGACGACUGUGAUUACGAAAAGAAAACAAACCGGUAUGAUAAGAGGGAGGUGUCUGACUUCUCAGGAAAGCGGAAAUUUUUCAGAGGAUCAUGA